AUGCGGAUUCACGUGAUUUCUUUGGUGGUUCUGGCUGCUGCAGCUGCCGGUCUCACUGUCACCUCCCCACGAAUGGGGGAGAAGAUCGACCCUGAUAUGCCCUUGACCAUCAAGUGGCAAGCUGUCACAACGGACCCAGAGACCUUUAGCAUCGAACUGGUCAAUCAAAAUGUUUACCCUCCGACAACAACCGUUGUCGCAGAAGAUAUAGACACUUCCAAGGGCUCCUACACUGUGAAAGCCAAAACAUUCACAGAUGUCGACGAUGGAAAGGGGUAUCAGAUCAACUUUUGCGUCUACCCCUACCUCGUCCUAUUAUUCUACUGCUUCCUCUUCAAUUUCUACCCCUACAACAUCUUCUUUUAUGACCAGUUCUUCCGCAAGUGCGUCUACCUCUUCCAUUUUCUCUCCUUCCUCUCCGGAAGAAUCCUCAACUUCGUACACGUUUACCUUGACAUCUACCUUGAAGCUUACCCUUUCUACUUCCUCCUCAGUCUCUUCUAUAUCUACACCUUCAGCGUCUUCUUUCACUACACCAACUUCCUCUACUAUAUCCACCUCUGCUACCCCGACCACUUCUUCUUCCAUUACCACGUCUUCCAUAUCCCCUACGAAAUCCCCACAUCUUCCUACCUCGACUUUCAAAUCAAGCACUCUUUCUUCCAUAUCCCAUUCUACACCCAUUUCCACUACCCCUGGUUAGUAAAAGGCGGAAAGCGUAGCUUCCGAGACAGCAUUUUGCUCUUCACCCACUACAUUGAGAAGACAAAGAUUAACUGUAUCUUCAGGAUCGACCUCGGUUUCAACAAUUUCCUCGACUAG
Messenger RNA from Penicillium digitatum Pd1, 822 nucleotides. The record is from RefSeq and is a predicted model, not a curated record. Lineage: Eukaryota; Fungi; Ascomycota; Eurotiomycetes; Eurotiales; Aspergillaceae.